Molecule: messenger RNA, 959 nt
Organism: Thermothielavioides terrestris NRRL 8126
Lineage: Eukaryota; Fungi; Ascomycota; Sordariomycetes; Sordariales; Chaetomiaceae
Exons: 6
Coding region: 147-656 (169 amino acids)
Cellular component (GO): cytoplasm
Molecular function (GO): calcium ion binding
Source: RefSeq, a predicted model, not a curated record
AAAAAACACCCGACUUUGAUUUGACUUUUGCUUGUAAAUUGCCUGGGCCACCGUCAUGAUUCGCUCCGUGGGAGCAGGUAAUGGUAACGCGCCUUGUCGACACAAUCUUUCCUCCGUUUCCCUCGAUAAACAAGCCAGCUUUCAAGAUGAUCAUCUACAAGGACAUUAUCACCGACGACGAGAUCAUCUCGGACUCGUACGACCUCAAGGAGGUCGACGGGAUCGUCUACGAGGUUGACUGUGCCAUGAUCACCGAGGGCGCCGUCGAAGUCGACAUCGGCGCCAACGCGUCCGCCGAGGAGGCCGAGGAGGUCGUCGAGGACCAGGCUAUCAGGGUCAACAACGUCGUCCACUCGUUCCGGCUCCAGAGCACGUCCUUCGACAAGAAGGGUUACCUGGCCUACCUGAAGGGCUACAUGAAGACCCUCAAGACCAAGCUCCAGGAGGCUGGCAAGUCCGAGGAGGAGGUCAAGGACUUCGAGACCAAGGCGGGGGCCUACGCCAAGAAAAUUAUUGCCAACUUCAAGGACUGGGAGUUCUACACGGGCGAGUCGAUGAAUCCCGACGGAAUGGUCGUUCUCCUCAACUACCGUGAGGACGGCACGACACCGUAUGUCGUUAUCUGGAAGGACGGCCUGAAGGAGAUGAAGGUUUAAAGGGCGCGGAGGAUUCCGUGUAUACCAGCAGUGGCCACGGAAGAAAAAGCCUUGCUGCUUUUUUGGAGACCCGACACCUGCACUCAUGCCCUGAACUGUCCCCCUCGCAAAGACACGGCGCGUUGCUAUUCGCGUCAACAUCCUUGAACGUUGUCGCCCCGGUGUUUGACUGCAGUCCUCUUGUGGAGCCUUGUUUAUGCCGCCCCGAGUGUUGCCGUACUGUUCUUGCGUAUAUCAUCACCCUCACUCACCGGUUUACCCACCAUUCCCCCACUGCUCCCCUGUGCUCGCUCCCCUAGCGGA